AUGGAUAUCUGGAGGUACAUGUUCCUGCGCCAGCGACUUGUUGGCUUGCAAGAAGGUUGGGAAGAGCUUCAGCGUAUGUGGGAUAACCGACAACAUCUUCUCAGUCAAGGACUCAAUCUACAGAUGUUCUUGCGUGACGCCAAACAGGCUGAGGUUAUGCUCUCGCAGCAGGAGAAUUACCUCACCAAAGACGAAGCUCCAAGCAGCUUAGAGCAGGCCGAGAACAUGCUCAAGAGGCACCAGAUUCAUAAGAAGGCUCGUAAUAUCGAUGAACGUCGUGAGGCGAACCGUGAACGGGCGCAGGCGUUGCUCGCGAAAUGUGAAGAUGCACUCGCGUUGCAACAGUUCCUUUCUGACUGUGAAGAAUUGCGUGAAUGGAUCGAAGAGAAGAUGAUUCGUGCCCAAGAUGAGACCUACAGGUGCCGUUUUCUUUUUAGGCCUAAAAUCGACCGCCUUGACCAGCUUUGCAAACAUGCCGCUAUCGACUUGGGCGCUGAGAAGCCUGAAUUCACAGGCACCAUUGACCCCCAAAUCGUAGAACUUGCUCAUCAAUGGGAACAACUGGAGAAGACCACCGAAGAAAAGGGCCAGAAACUGUUUGAUGCCAACCGACAACAACUAUAUGUGCAGAGCAUUGCUGACAUGAAGCAGUGUCAUGCAUGUCACAAAAGAUUCACAGCAUUGAUCUUUGCAGGAAUGGGCUCGCCAGUGGAGAAGGAUAUGUCCGAGAAGAUCCAUGCUCUGACUGACCUCACCGAACUUGUAAAUGCGUGGCGAAUUCAGAAGCAGACAAAUGAUCCGAGGACAGAAAUGAUCAAGAAGUGCGAGUUUUAUCUACUACCUAGAUUUUUCGAGAAUCUGAACCUCAUACUUGUCCGAUUUAGAGCCCAGCACAUCGAUCAACUUAUGGAGAUGGAACCACAAUUGGAAGAGAUGCACCCAGAUGAGCUAGAGGAUAUUCGCGCUCAUAGGCUGGCUGUACAGGACAGCUCCAGAGGUCUAGGAUUUAUUAACUAUGCCGCAAUAUUAGAAAGAGGAUCGGAUAACAUCCCACCUCGUAUCCAGGAGAUUCGCGACUAUCUGAGAAAACUUCGCGAUCUUGCUAAUGCGAGGCGCCAGAGACUCGCUGGAGGCGUCGACUAUUACCAGUUCUUCACUCACGCUGAUGACGUCGAUGCGUAUCUUCUUGAUACUCUACGACUGGUUUCGAGCGAUGACGUCGGUAAGGACGAAGGCACCGUGCAGCUGCUUCUCAGAAAGCACGACGACGUAACUGAUGAGCUGAAAGGCUUCGACACGCACAUCAAACAGCUCUAUCAGAAGGCUGAAGCGCUGCCACCCGAUGUCGAUGAAAAGGAGAAUGUGGUGAUUCUUCAAAAAUUCCACAAUUCAUUGCACGGAGUGCAGGAACAGCUCGCUGAGUUCAACGCAUAUCGAACGCAGGAGAAGCCUCCAAAGUUCGAAGAAAAAGGUGAGCUGGAGGUGCUCUUAUUCACCCUGCAGUCAGCGAUGCGCGCCAACAAUCAGCGCCCAUUUGUGCCUCGUGAAGGAAAACUGAUCGGAGAUAUCAACAGGGCGUGGGACACGUUGGAGAAGGCAGAGCAUGAACGUGAGCUUGCUCUCAAAGAGGAGCUAAUCCGGCAAGAGAAACUUGAGCAGCUUGCUGCUCGAUUCAACCGCAAGGCAGAGAUGAGGGAGACCUGGCUUACCGAAAACCAGCGUCUUGUCAGUCAAGACAACUUCGGAUCAGAUCUCGCUAGUGUUGAGGCCGCUACAAAGAAGCACGAGGCCAUUGAAACAGACAUUUUCGCAUACGAAGAACGUGUACAAGCAGUUGUUGCUGUUGCAGGAGAACUUGAGGCUGAGAACUUCCAUGGAAUUGAUGAGAUCAAUAACAGGAAAGAAAAUGUGCUCAAGCUUUGGAAUUACCUAUUCCAGCUCCUUCUUGCUCGUCGUGUCAGGCUUGAGCUGUCUAUGGCGAUCCAGCGCAUAUUCCAUGAUAUGCUUCUUACAUUGGACCUUAUGGAUGAUAUGCGAUGGUUUGGCGUUCAACGCUCUCAUUCACAAGCACCGCCCAGACUUGAUCGACUACGACAAUUUGCAAAAGUCGAACGCUACGUUAAUGUCCGCGAUCCGGAUGAGAAGUCCAUCAUCACCUAUGUUGUUACUUACUACCACUACUUCAACAAGUUGAAGCAGGAGACUAUUCAAGGGAAACGUAUUGGAAAGGUUAUCAACGAACUCAUGGAGAACGAGAAGAUGAUUAACCAAGAACGAGAGCACGUGCAGAAGAAAACGUUCACGAAAUGGGUAAACUCUCAUCUAGUCAGAGUCAGCUGCAAGAUUCAGGAUCUCUAUAUGGAUAUGCGAGACGGAAAAAUGUUGCUAAAACUAUUAGAAGUUUUAUCCGGGGAACGCCUGCCGAAGCCUACCCGUGGAAAAAUGCGCAUCCAUUGUCUCGAGAAUGUCGACAAAGGCUUGCAGUUUCUCAAAGACCAGCAUGUACACUUGGAGAAUCUUGGCUGUCACGACAUCGUCGAUGGGAACCCUCGCCUAACCCUAGGUCUGAUCUGGACCAUCAUUUUGCGAUUCCAGAUCCAAGAUAUUACCUUCGAAGACGCUGACAACCAUGAGACGCGAUCCGCCAAGGAGGCGCUGCUACUUUGGUGCCAGAUGAAGACCGCUGGCUAUCCAAAUGUGAAUGUCAGAAACUUCACUACAAGAAUCGACCCCGACACGAACGAAGACGAGCUUCUCCAUUUAUUCAAUGAUACCGCAGCUACAGGCUGCCCAGUUCCUCCAACACCUAGUCCUAGCCUGGAGGUGUUCAUCCAAGCAAGAGAUGUUUCUGCUGAAUUACGAUCUCCCGGAGUCUAUCCUGGCUCGCCAGGAGCUCUGGAAGAACAGCGGAAGAGAGUUGAAAGCGCUCGCGGAAACCGAACUCAUUCCUCAACAGCGUCAGCGGUAUUGCUUGAUGAUCUAGUUGGGAAGAAAUCGAAUGAGAUCGAUUUGAGAGUCCGUGGUCUCAAA
Messenger RNA from Ostertagia ostertagi, 3030 nucleotides. The record is from the annotation of a GenBank genome assembly. NCBI's taxonomy places the organism in Eukaryota, Metazoa, Nematoda, Chromadorea, Rhabditida, Trichostrongylidae.